Messenger RNA from Galeopterus variegatus (Sunda flying lemur), 1899 nucleotides. It is a transcript of the gene MAMSTR, whose product is annotated as MEF2 activating motif and SAP domain containing transcriptional regulator. The coding region runs from base 138 to 1373 and encodes 411 amino acids. The record is from RefSeq and is a predicted model, not a curated record. Gene Ontology annotation, biological process: regulation of transcription by RNA polymerase II. Gene Ontology annotation, molecular function: transcription coregulator activity. The transcript has 10 exons. Gene Ontology annotation, cellular component: nucleus. NCBI's taxonomy places the organism in Eukaryota, Metazoa, Chordata, Mammalia, Dermoptera, Cynocephalidae.
CAAGAAAGGGGGUCCGAGGCGGUCUCAGGCUGGUGGGGCGGAGGCUGUAGUCUCCAACCUUCACCGCGGGACUCAACCCUCCCCAGAGCACAGCUUCGCUGAGCCAACCUGUCCAGGUCCCCAUUCCGGCCUUGGCAAUGACCCUGCGCUCCCAAAUCAUUCGCUCCAAGUUCCGAUCUGUCCUCCAACUUCGGAUCCACAGACGGAAUCACGACUCAAUACUCUCAGGGUCCUUCAAUGUCUCUCCAGUCUUGGAUCCCAAUCCGUGGAUCUCAGCCCCAGCUCUGGCCCCAGCCUCACCCUCGGGCCCGACCCCUUUCCUCUUCAGCCCUGGGGUCCUGCUCUCUGAGCCAGAAUAUUGCCCUUGGAGGUCUCCGAAGAAGGAGUCUCCCAAGAUCUCCCAACAUUGGAAGGAGACCAAGCCCAGGGGAAACUUGACAUACCACCAGUACAUGCCCCCAGAGCCAAGACAAGGGUCCAGGGCUGGCCCCCAAGCCGAGGGAUCUGCCCUGGGUCCCCCCAGGCCACCUGUGUGGGAAGGGACAAACUCACAGCAACUACAUACUAGGAUGAAGCCCACUCCCCUCACUCCCUCCCCACCAGGAGUUACCAGCCCCUCGCCCCCUCCACACAAGUUGGAACUUCAGACCCUUAAACUGGAGGAACUGACGGUUUCAGAGCUCCGGCAGCAGCUGCGCCUGCGGGGCCUCCCGGUGUCUGGGACCAAGUCGAUGCUUCUGGAGCGCAUGCGCGGCGGCGCCCCGCCCCGUGAGCGGCUGAAGCCGAGGCGCGAGGAUACUGCGGAGGGUGCUUCCUGGACUUACCUCAGACCCAAGGCCCCGGGAACCGCCCGGCGGCAGGGCGUGGUCAAGCCGAGACCAUCGUCUCACAAGCCACCUCUUCCGCGUGCCGUGGAUACCCUUGUGGCGGCUCCGGUUCCGGCUCCAGCUCCAGCCCUGAUCCCUUCCUCAGCACCGGCCUCAGCAGCCUUGACUCUGGAGGAGGAGCUCCAGGAAGCGAUCCGGAGGGCACAGUUGCUUCCGAAUCGGGGCAUCGAUGACAUCCUGGAGGAUCAGGUGGAACCUGAUGACCCGCUGCCCCCUAUCCCCCUGGAUUUCCCCGGAUCCUUCGAUGUGCUGUCCCCUUCCCCGGACUCUGAAGGCCUUUCAUCUGUCUUCUCCUCUUCACUCCCGUCCCCUACGAACUCCCCAUCCCUCUCUCCCAGGGGCCCCACAGACUCCUUGGACUGGCUGGAGGCCCUGAGUGGGAGUCCUCCGCUGGACUCUGGCCCCCCAGCCCCCAGCAUCUUCUCUGCUGACUUAUCUGACUCCAGUGGCACCCGGCUGUGGGAUCUGCUGGAGGAUCGAUGGUGAUGGAUUCUGGGGUUUUUCAGGCACUGAGAACUGGUGGGGGUGGAGAGGUCACUGAGAGAGACUCCCUGAGAGAGGGGAUAAAGCAACCAGCAGAGCCCCUGCCACGAUAGACACAAGAUCAGAGACAACCCCCAUCCCAACCUGGCCCCUGAACUGCUGCUGACAUGCCAAAUGCCUGAACUUUGCCUGCCUGACCUCCGUAUGAUCCCCCUUCGGUGGUUGUAUGGUUGGGGAGAGGGGAGUUCAUUUGCUGCUGGCCAGGGCAAACAAACUGCUUGCUGCUUCCUCCAGAGGUCUCAUCGAUGUUUUUAUCUCCCCCCACUCCCACCCCUCAACACAUGCUGGAUGGCUGCCUGCUGUCUGGGGAGUCUGGAAGGUGGUUAUGCUUUUUAGAUGCAAGAGAGGGGCAGAGAAACGUGGAGAGGGAGAAAAGGGGAGCCUGGUCCUUGGGUUCUAGUUGGAAGUGAGAAAAUAAAAAUUGUUGGUCUGAGGUCAGCUUCUCUUGGAAGAAGAGUCUGAGACAAGA